AUGGACACCGCUCCUUCAUCACUUCCUCUCAUCGUAGCCGCCCCAAGCUUUAGUGAUUUUGACUAUGGGGCCUUCUUCCAAGGUGAAGACAUGUUGCUCGGAGAUGAGAAUACGUAUUCGAGCGAGACUCUUUCCGAGUCACCCACGAACAGGGCCUCCGCUUCAGGGCCAAGCGGAGGAGGUUCGUCUCGCCAUGGUCCCGCUCAGAAGCAGCGACUUGAGAGACGAGGGCAUACCAAAAGUCGCAGAGGAUGCUUCAACUGCAAGAGAAGGCGUAUCAAGUGCGAGUAUCCCAAUGCUCCGAUGAUUGUGCACCAAUGUACCCAGCCGCAACAUCAAGUGCCGCUGUUCAGUUUGCAAGAUAUGCGGUUCUUCCAACACUUUAUGCUACAAUGUUACCCUCACCACCCGAUAGGUAACGAGAACAUCUGGACCCAUGAGGUUCCAUGCUUGUCCCAAACCAACGAAUUUCUCAUGCACGCAAUUCUCGGGAUGGCAGCCUGCGACCUCAUGAACGCGGACCCGAGCCUCCUGGCAUUCGCCAUGGCGCACCGCAUCAAGGCCAUAAGAGCCAUCAAAAAGUCCCUCGCCGAGCUGCCGAAGCAAAAGGGCACGACGCCGGAGCACGCCAACGCCCUAGUCGCGACGUGCUUCGCGCUCACGUUCCAGUCCGUGACGUUUGAGGACGGCAUGACCGAGUACAUGACUUUCAUCCGCGGCAUCUUGAUCAUCGGCACGCAGAUGUACAUCAAGGGCAUCAAGCCCAUCUUUGUGAACUUGAUGGGGCAGGACUCGAGCGCGGUGCUGGAGCCCAAGAUGGUGGACCUGCCGCUGAUUCGGACCGAGUGGGCGGACGGUGCUGUCGAGGCGGUUGGUGGGUUGAGGGGUCUCUGUCGGGAUGUGGUGGAGGUUGAGUAUUUUGAGCUUCUUUUGGAUAUGGCGACGAAGCUGCAUACUUCGUCUUGGAAGGCGUAUCAGACACUUUCGAAGCACUACGGCUGGUGGAUCCAGCUUCCGCACGAAAAGUUCCAACGCGUCAUCGACAUGACCUCGCAGACGAUGGUCCUCUUGGCCAGCCACUGGAUCGCGCUGAAGCAGAUCAUGGCCACGGUGACCAACGCCGAGCACGAAUGUCGCGAGAAGGCGCCGCCAAAGAAGAGUGCGGUGGAUCUGGGCAUCAUUCGGUGGCUUGGGUACCUAAAUCGGCAGAUCGACCAUGAGCAUUUGGUGUAUAAUCGGUGGCCUUUAUGGGUAGAGGAGCAGCUUAAGCAGGACCUGACCUUUUUUGGGAAAAAGUUUUGA
Molecule: messenger RNA, 1302 nt
Organism: Colletotrichum paranaense
Lineage: Eukaryota; Fungi; Ascomycota; Sordariomycetes; Glomerellales; Glomerellaceae
Product: C6 zinc finger protein
Exons: 5
Coding region: 1-1302 (433 amino acids)
Biological process (GO): regulation of transcription by RNA polymerase II
Molecular function (GO): zinc ion binding; DNA-binding transcription factor activity, RNA polymerase II-specific
Source: RefSeq, a predicted model, not a curated record